Messenger RNA from Thamnophis sirtalis, 1392 nucleotides. The record is from RefSeq and is a predicted model, not a curated record. NCBI's taxonomy places the organism in Eukaryota, Metazoa, Chordata, Lepidosauria, Squamata, Natricidae.
CCCCAACACCGCCCCCACUCGGGCCUCUCUCGCCCGCCUGCGCGCAGCUGGAUUCCCGGAGCUUCUGGAUUGCAACAAGGAGCCGGUUGAGAUGCUGGACCCCAACGACCACGCCCCCUGCAGCCCCCAGCGGGAAGAAGGCGACCCCUUGCCCGACCACGAGAUCCACCUCCAGUUCCUGGCCUUGAGCAGGGCCCCCUGGCCUCCACCUGAAGUACCUGGUGGGCGUGGCCUCCCUGAAACCAGGUGAGCCGCGCUGGUUCCUUCGCUACCUGGCCCAGCAGGCCCUGCAGAUCGACGUCUGGGACGGGGACUCCCUCCUCCUGCUGGGCUCUGCCGCCGUGAAGCUGAAGCAUCUCCUGCGCCAAGGACGGACGGGGGUCCAGAUCUACCACGAGUUGGAGGUCCUGACUGUGGAGUACAAACCAGAUGCGACCGUGCUGAGUGGGGAGGCCUUCCGCCCUUGGGGGGUCAAGCCCAUCGGGGUCCACGCGGUUGUGAGGGGUCAGCUUCACCUCCGCCUGGCGAACAUUGGACAACGGUGUGGACAGACGCUACGGAGGUCACACUCAUUGCCUCCUUCUCAGAGGCGGGUCAUCUCCUCCCAGGAUGGGGCCAGGGGCUUCCCUGGUGGCAGUUUGGUCUCCAUCAGCACUCACAGGGCUGGAAACGUGUGCCAAGCCAAAAAACUGGCCGACGUGGACAGCGAGCUGGCUGCUCUCCUUUUCUCCCGCUUGAGGGAAGCGAGUAGUGCCUUGCAGCCCGCCAGCCAGGAAGGCGGACUCACCCGACGCCGGAAAUUGGAGAGGAUGCUUUCGGUCCGGAGGAAGGAGUCCCAGGAGGGCGACGUUGGGAGGAAAAGCAGCUUUAUCUUGCGUCAUCUUGGACGUCAGAGAGUGGAGGCAUUUUAAAGAACUGACCCAAACGGUCACGCCGUUGGAGGAGGACAUGUUUCAUCUUCACAACGGCCUCACUCCUCAGGUCUACCUCCGUCCCAAGGAGACCGUCUACAUCCCCUUCAAGUACCAGACCUUCUCCAUGGAGCAGACGGCCAUGAUGCAGCAAGGUCCCCCCCAGCCGACGUCUAAGGAAGGUGAGAAGAUCCCCACGGCCGCCACUUCUGGAAAGUUCAGCGAGACUCAACGCAUCAAGGUAACAGGACUGGAAGUGAUGGAUGGUCCACAUGUCCUCUCCAUGGGCUGGAAAGAUUUUUUUUGCCAUCUGGCUGAGGUGGGCAGUUUGUGGGUUGGACAGUGGCCAAAAUCCAUGGGACAGCAGGAAGACCAUGGACCAAAGCUUAGGGAAGGUGUGUCCUGGAUCAUCUUCAUCUCCUUCAUCUCCUCCUCCUCUCUUCUUUUUGUUCUUCUUUCUUCUCCUUCUGCUUCUCCUCCU